Cuscuta europaea is the source of this 1129-nucleotide messenger RNA. The record is from the annotation of a GenBank genome assembly. NCBI's taxonomy places the organism in Eukaryota, Viridiplantae, Streptophyta, Magnoliopsida, Solanales, Convolvulaceae.
GUCCACCAAAAUAUGAAAAAAAUCAUACUACGUACAAAUAUUAAAACUCCUACUAAUGAAUAUGUAGUCCACCAAACUUUCAUUGUUUUAAGCUUUGGUCACCGAGAGUUCCAGAGAGAUACCCAGCCAUAGAAUCAGGCAAUCAGCUUCCUUCCUCCAUCGAUUUCUUUAAUCUAGUUGCUGAGCUUUUUCUCUAGUGUACCAUGGCUUUGGAACUUUGUGUCAAGGCUGCUAUUGGCGCUCCGGAUGAUCUUGGAGACUGUCCAUUUUGUCAGCGAGUAGCUCUUACCCUCGAGGAAAAGAAUAUCCCUUACCAGAAUAUUCUGAUCAACCUUAGCGACAAGCCCCAAUGGUUUCUGGAGGUAAAUCCGGAAGGGAAGGUUCCACUUAUCAAAUUUGAUGGGAAAUGGAUUGCUGAUUCUGAUGUAAUUGUUGGGAUUAUUGAAGAGAAAUACCCAGAACCACCACUUGCAAUUCCAUCUGAAUUUGCGUCAGUUGGUUCUAAGAUACUCCCUACUUUUGUUGCUUUUUUGAAAAGCAAGGAUCUCAAUGAUGGUACAGAGCAGUCUCUAGUUGAAGAACUGAAGGCAUUUGAUGAACAUCUUAACAAAAACGGACCAUUUGUCAAUGGGGAGAAAAUUAGCUCUGCUGAUUUGAGUUUGGCACCAAAGCUAUACCACCUUCAGGUGGCUCUUGGCCAUUUCAAGAAAUGGAGUGUUCCAGCGGGCUUGGUUCAUGUGCAUAAUUAUUUGAAGUUGGUCUUUGCAAGGGACUCUUUCCAGAAAACCAAGCCCCCAAAAGAUGAGUAUAUUAUUGCCGGGUGGGCUCCAAAGGUUAAUGCAUGAACCAAUCCCAAGCUGUAGAUCUGGAGAUGCAUUAAUUACAUCAUGUUGCUAUUGGCGUUAUGCUGCUUCUUGUCUACUCUGUCUUUUGGCAGAGGAUCUAUAAUCUAUUUGAUAGAUAAGAGUGCAACUUAUGUUUAUGACAAUCUUAAUAACCUGCCUGUGUGGAAUGGUGUUUCUUUUUUGAUAGCCUAGCUAUUUAUGAACCACUUAUUGCUUGUUUACAAAUUAAUGGCCUGCUAAUCUUCAUCAUAAAACUCCACCUACUGUCUUGUUUGGCAAAAUCC